This is a messenger RNA of Lacerta agilis (Sand lizard), 1608 nucleotides long. RefSeq lists its product as uncharacterized. The transcript has 5 exons. Bases 269 to 1414 code for a protein of 381 amino acids. The record is from RefSeq and is a predicted model, not a curated record. Lineage: Eukaryota; Metazoa; Chordata; Lepidosauria; Squamata; Lacertidae. Gene Ontology annotation, molecular function: POU domain binding; DNA binding.
GAACCUGACUGAUUACAAUCCAGAUUGAUUUUAUCCUGUAAAUAUUUUCCCUCCUGCUUUCAUGAGCAAGUAAAGUCAGAGGAUGCUGUCUCCACCAGCUUCUACCAUAGGGGAACAGACUACCUAAGCUUGGUCGCCACCCAGAAUUCCUCCCAGUUAGUGGGAGUUUAGUUUGGACAGUGAUGGCGCUGACAUAUGGAAUCAUGCACCCUUGGCAAUGAGUAGGAAAGUGAGCUUCAUCGAGGGAAUGUAAUCUUGUUUCUGCAGGAUGGAAGCGCUGGUGAAAGUAGUUCAGUCGGAUACUCAGCCAUUGCCAGCCAGCCUAGAUAUCUGUGCCAAGGAAUGUUAUGGCUGUGCAGAGGACCAGGGGUCUCCUAUGCCAGGGGAAUCAGCCAGUCCCAAAAGCUAUUUUCAACAGAGCCCAUCUUUACCAGCCUCUGGAUUAACUGAACUCAGCGGUGUGGAAUCCACUGCCUGGAAUACAUCUCCAGCUGAGGUUCAGGAGCUGCCUGCCAGGAGAGGUUCAGCGUUGACUGUGGGUGCCCCCCAGAAGCAGUAUGUGGGUGUGAGGGUAAAAAUGCCAGUGUGUGAACUGCUGAGAAAAAUCCGUCUCUCCAAAGGGACAGAGUCCGGUGACAACAGGGAAACACCUGCAAAAGCAAAUACCAAAAGGUAUUCAGGAAGAGCAGGGAAAAAAAGAGCUUACUCAGAAAGGCAUGACAAGCAAAACUGCUGUCGGGCUCAGACAGCCUUAAAAAGCACGGAGGACUUGGACAUCCUAGUCGAAGUACUGCAGGAAGACCUGAACGAGAGCCACUCCAAGCUAGAGCCUCAGUUGCCUAUGCAGUUCCCACAUGGUGCGACCCAGGGAUUUCAGCCUUCCGGGUGGGAAGCCAAUGGCAACUCGCAACCAGAUGGCAAUUGGCUGAGAAGCAGCUGGGAGCCUGUCAGAUUUCAGCCGUUGUCUGCUUCUGGCGCAUUGCUUCAUCCACGUGCUGAGAUUUCCUAUGGAUUUGAUUGCAGAAAGACGCAACAACGUCUGGAUCUGAUCAACACGUUCCACAAUUCCCAUGUGGAAGAAAGAUGCUGGCUGGGGAAUGGGUCUGUUGAACAUCCUGGGCAGAGUUCCCAAGGCUUUGCCAAGGAGAUUAGGCCACACUGCCACGACCCACUGGGGCAGGCUUUGCCAGAGACUUUGGAAGAGAACACUGCUGCCUUGCAUGGGAGGGGAUGCCUGAAGGCAAGUGCGUGGUCUUUCAUGGGCCAGGAGGCCUCUGCCAUUUCUUUCUUCCAAUUCCAGCUCUGCCGCGAGGAGAGUCGGCUCAGGAGCAUCUCGGUGGACAAGUUGCUCAUGCCGGAUAGAAAUGGGAACAGGUUGGUCAGUGGUUUGGUUUUGCGCCUGACAAUACUUUGAAAAGUUAAAACAUCUUUUAACAAAACCCUUUGUAACUUGAGUGAUGGAAUGAUUAUAUGCCCCACCCCAUAAUUCUUGCUACCUUUCCCCCAUGGCCUUUGUUUCAUUUCAUUGCGGUUCACAGAUGUAUCCUUAGAGCUGCUGUGAGUCUGUGUUUACUUUCUGACCAGUGUCCAUUGCAAUGUUCAGAGUUA